AUGUCCAACCCAGUUUCCUCAGGCUUGAUCGACGCAGUCAACCCUGUCCCGCCUGAAGAUACUUACUGUUUAGCCCCUCAGUUUGAAGCAUUGUUAGAUGACCUUCAAAACUCCGGGAUGAUCGAAAAGAACAAGCGGCUGUACUACACCAGCACGGCCGCAGACCCAAAGCAGCAAAGGGAGAACGAAACCAUGAUGGCUUUCCAUUUCAGACGCUACGAGAAUCCGGAUAUAGCUGGAACUAUUCCUGACCUCAACCCCAAGUUGCGAGUUGGCAAAAGAAAAGUCAAUCCGCAUCCCUCUCAUUCUAUCAAGCACUCUAUUCUCAGAGACCUUAUCCAUGACGCUAACCGUAACAUCAGGAAUGUUGCCUGCAGUCUAUACCUUCGCCGCGAGUGCAAGACAAUGUAUACAUACAAUUUCAACGAGCUUGAAGCGGACAUGUUCUACGACUGGCAAUGGCUUCGUUCUCUCCAACCAGGAGAUGUUCUUUCCGGGGACAUUGAGGUCCUUUGUAUACGAAAUCAAAUGGUUCUCGAUAUGAUCGACAACAGAGAAGACCGCAUCUUUGAGGAUCGCGCUGUACUUUGGCCUUCCAUUGUCUUUGAGCGUCUGAAGCCUGAUUUUCGAGAAAUUGAAAAGACUGGAUUCCGCGUCUUAGCGUGGCGAUUGUGCAAGACAUGGCUUCUGGAUUUCUGGCGUACCCGUCCAUGGAAGACGCUGAAGGUUCUUUGCCAUAGACUUGUUGUUCACCUUGAGCAAGUAGACAUUAUAUAG
This is a messenger RNA of Fusarium musae, 777 nucleotides long. RefSeq lists its product as uncharacterized. The record is from RefSeq and is a predicted model, not a curated record. NCBI's taxonomy places the organism in Eukaryota, Fungi, Ascomycota, Sordariomycetes, Hypocreales, Nectriaceae. The transcript is spliced from 2 exons. Bases 1 to 777 code for a protein of 258 amino acids.